Molecule: messenger RNA, 4578 nt
Organism: Capra hircus (goat)
Lineage: Eukaryota; Metazoa; Chordata; Mammalia; Artiodactyla; Bovidae
Gene: PHF12
Product: PHD finger protein 12
Exons: 15
Coding region: 627-3641 (1004 amino acids)
Biological process (GO): negative regulation of transcription by RNA polymerase II
Cellular component (GO): nucleus; Sin3-type complex
Molecular function (GO): protein binding; transcription corepressor activity
Source: RefSeq, a predicted model, not a curated record
UGCCCCCUCUCUGCGGCUGCGCGGGAGCCCGGCCGCCGGCUGUCACUGCGGUUGCGCGCGGCGAGCGGCGAUCCCGGGGCGCCUGCGCGGGUGGCUUUGCGGGCGCUCGCGGUAAGUUUGCGCCAAGUGCGCGGCAGCCGGGACGCAGACGGCGGCGGCGGCGAGAGGCGGAGCCCGGGGACCACCCCCCAUCACCCUCCCCGCAGUCACCUCACGUACCACAACCUCACCUAACCUCUCACCCCCCCACCUCCGAUCCCCCCAACCCCGGGAUGGCAGCGCCCGCCAGCCUUCCCGGCCGGACCAGCGGUCGCCAGCGCCGGCUCUAGCCUGUGGGACUAGGCCCCGCCGAGGCCUGACCCCCCCCCGAGCCGGGACCCACCGUGCAGCCAGCCGCCGGGCCGGGGCUGAGGGGCCGCUCCCCCCUCACGGCCCGUGGGGAGGACGCUGCCGUCCCGGGGACUGGGGGCCGGGGGGUGGGGGGGAGCCAGGGCGAGGAAGUCGGGACCCGUGUUUGGAAAAAAGAAGAAGGGCCGGGGUCAGGAGCGCCCCCUCCCCCCGCUUCCCCCCUCCCCCCGGGGUUGGGGGGGCCGGAGCAGAGAGCGCCCAGCCCGGGAGGUGGAUGAAUGUGGGAGAAAAUGGAGACCAAGACGAUCGUGUACGACUUGGACACGUCGGGGGGGCUGAUGGAGCAAAUCCAAGCUCUGCUGGCUCCCCCCAAGACGGACGAGGCCGAAAAGCGGAGUCGGAAGCCUGAGAAGGAGCCCCGGAGAAGCGGCAGGGCCACCAACCACGACAGCUGCGAUAGCUGCAAAGAAGGUGGGGACCUCCUGUGCUGUGACCACUGCCCGGCCGCCUUCCAUCUCCAGUGCUGCAACCCUCCACUGAGUGAAGAGAUGUUGCCCCCUGGGGAGUGGAUGUGCCACCGGUGUACCGUUCGCCGAAAGAAACGAGAGCAGAAGAAGGAGCUGGGCCAUGUCAAUGGACUGGUGGACAAAUCUGGCAAACGGACUACAUCCCCCAGCAGUGACACUGACUUGUUGGACAGAUCAGCUAGCAAAACUGAACUCAAGGCCAUUGCCCAUGCCCGGAUCCUGGAAAGGAGAGCCAGCCGACCUGGCACGCCCACAUCCAACGCCAGCACGGAGACCCCCACCUCUGAGCAGAAUGACGUCGACGAGGACAUCAUUGAUGUGGAUGAAGAGCCAGUGGCCGCAGAGCCGGACUACGUGCAGCCCCAGCUGAGGCGGCCCUUUGAGCUGCUGAUCGCUGCCGCCAUGGAGCGGAACCCCACCCAGUUCCAGCUGCCCAAUGAGCUGACGUGCACCACUGCACUGCCAGGUUCCAGCAAGAGGAGAAGAAAGGAGGAAACCACAGGGAAAAACGUGAAGAAAACACAGCACGAGUUAGAUCACAAUGGUCUUGUUCCCUUACCGGUCAAAGUCUGCUUCACGUGUAACAGGAGUUGUCGCGUGGCCCCUCUCAUCCAGUGUGACUAUUGCCCCCUCCUGUUUCACAUGGACUGCCUCGAGCCCCCGCUCACUGCCAUGCCCCUGGGCAGGUGGAUGUGUCCGAAUCACAUCGAACAUGUGGUGCUGAACCAGAAGAACAUGACGCUGAGCAACCGGUGCCAGGUGUUUGACCGUUUCCAGGACACCAUUUCGCAGCACGUCGUCAAAGUGGACUUCCUGAACCGAAUCCACAAGAAGCACCCUCCCAACCGCCGCAUGCUCCAGUCGGUCAAAAGAAGAAGCUUGAAGGUUCCCGAUGCCAUCAAAUCUCAGUACCAGUUCCCACCCCCUCUCAUUGCCCCCGCGGCCAUUCGGGAUGGGGAGCUGAUCUGCAAUGGGAUCCCUGAGGAAUCACAGACGCACCUUGUGAACUCUGAGCACUUAGCCACCCAGGCAGAGCAGCAAGAGUGGCUCUGUAGUGUUGUUGCGCUCCAGUGCAGCAUAUUGAAACAUUUAUCUGCUAAGCAGAUGCCUUCGCAUUGGGACUCUGAACAGACAGAGAAGGCUGAUAUUAAGCCUGUUAUUGUGACUGACAGCUCAAUCACCACCUCCCUGCAAACAGCUGACAAGGCACCUCUACCUUCCCACUACCCCUUGUCCUGCCCCUCAGGGCUUAGCACCCAGAAUUCCCUGAGCUGCUCUCCACCCCACCAACCCCCCACCCUAGAGGACAUCAGCUGCAGCUCUUGUGCGGAAAAAUCCAAGAAAGCCCCCUGUGGGACUGCCAACGGGCCGGUGAACACAGAGGUGAAAGCCAAUGGCCCACACCUCUACAGCAGCCCCACUGAUUCCACGGACCCCCGGCGACUUCCAGGCGCCAACACCCCCCUACCAGGCCUCUCACACGGGCAAGGCUGGCCCCGGCCCCUCACGCCACCAGCGGCUGGGGGGCUUCAGAACCACACCGUCGGCAUCAUUGUGAAGACAGAGAAUGCCACUGGCCCCAGCUCUUGCCCCCAGAGGAGUGUGGGUCUUGUCCCAAGCCUACCCCCUUCCGUUCCCAGCUCUUGUGCCAGCAUCGAGAACACCAGCACUUUGCAAAGAAAGACUGUCCAAUCCCAGAUAGGACCUCCGUUGACAGAUUCAAGGCCACUGGGCUCGCCCCCAAAUGCCACCCGGGUGCUCACUCCCCCCCAAGCAGCAGGUGAUGGUAUCUUGGCCACAGGAGCCAACCAACGAUUCUGCUCACCAGCGCCAUCCUCAGAUGGCAAGGUCAGCCCCGGCACGUUAUCCAUAGGAAGCGCUUUAACCGUACCCUCUUUCCCAGCCAACUCUACUGCCAUGGUGGACCUCACCAACUCACUUCGAGCAUUCAUGGACGUCAAUGGAGAAAUCGAGAUAAAUAUGCUGGACGAGAAGCUGAUCAAGUUUCUGGCCUUGCAGAGAAUACAUCAGCUUUUCCCCUCCCGGGUCCAAGCUUCACCGGGCAGUGUCGGGGCACAUCCGCUGGCUUCUGGAGGGCACCACACGGAAGUGCAGAGAAGGGAAGUACAGGCCCGAGCUGUGUUCUACCCCCUCUUAGGGUUGGGAGGCGCUGUGAACAUGUGCUAUCGAACCCUCUACAUCGGGACAGGAGCUGACAUGGACGUGUGCCUUACAAACUAUGGUCACUGUAACUACGUGUCCGGGAAACACGCCUGCAUAUUCUACGAUGAGAAUACCAAACAUUAUGAGCUGUUAAACUACAGUGAGCACGGGACAACGGUGGACAAUGUGCUGUAUUCAUGUGACUUCUCUGAGAAGACCCCGCCAACCCCCCCAAGCAGUAUUGUUGCCAAAGUGCAGAGUGUCAUCAGGCGCCGCCGGCACCAGAAACAGGAUGAAGAGCCAAGUGAAGAGGCAGCCAUGAUGAGUUCCCAGGCCCAGGGGCCGCAGCGGAGACCCUGCAACUGCAAAGCCAGCAGCUCGAGCUUGAUUGGGGGCAGUGGGGCCGGCUGGGAGGGCACGGCCUUGCUGCACCACGGCAGCUACAUCAAGCUGGGGUGCCUGCAGUUUGUCUUCAGCAUCACUGAGUUUGCGACCAAACAGCCCAAAGGCGAUGCCGGCCUGCUGCAAGAUGGGGUCUUGGCCGAGAAGCUCUCUCUCAAGCCCCACCAGGGCCCCGUGCUGCGCUCCAACUCCGUUCCCUAGGACUGGCGGCUACCCCGUCACCCGCCCGUCCACCCCACCCAAGACUCCUGCAAUGCAAAAAUGUACACAAACCAAGCCCGGGUUUUUUUUCUAUACUCCACCGGAAACCCUUCGACUACAAUCUUUGCAUGAAAUGAAGAAACCUUUUGACUGUUUUUUAAAAAUCCUUUUUCUUUUCUCAAGUUCUAGGGGGCAUUUGCACAUAUAUUUGUACUCAACAUUUCAUGGGAAAGCGGCAGACCGAGCUGAGGAACAGCGUGGGCAGGGAGGGGAAGGCCGAUGGUCUGGACACCUCCAACACAAAACCGUUCCCCACCCACCUCCUGCUCCCUCCCCCUCGCCCGCCGUUGUAAAAUAAUCAGAAACUUGUUCUAUUUUGUGGCAGUGACAAUAGUUUUAUAUUAAAAGAAAAAAAUACAGUUUUCAUACAGCAAAAUCUAUACAAUAUCAUUGUUUUAUUUAAUAUAAAGAUCGUACCCACCCUCCUUCCAUGGUUCCCACCCUCCAGGUUAUUUUCCCUUUCUGCAGCGGUUGCACUACAGGUAGCUACUGUGUAUUAUGGACAAAUGAGAAAUGAAUUCUUUUUCUGGCUGUCCAUCUUAUUUUAUUUCAAAUAAGGAAAAGUGUAUUUGGAUUUUGUGUAAAUACAUCUAGUGAUGACAUUUUUUCAAUGUUUUUAAAAACUGUGUACAGUACUACAUGUGGUAGAGCGUUUUCUUCAAAUUGUCUAUUGUAGCAAAAACGUUUUUGUCGUAAACCUGUUUUGUCUCCUUUUUUUGUUCUCUUGCCACUUCUCUCCUCUUCCUCCCACCCCUGGCUCCCUCCUUUCCCCCCAUCCCCACAACUAGUACCGAUGUACAUAGUAAUUGUAAUGUUUUAGACUUUACAGAAACUUUCCUGUAUUCUGUAUAUAAAAAAACAAAAAUACUUCAAAUUA